UAUUAUUUGAACACACGUGAUGAACAAAUAAAUAUCUAUUCUCGGGAAUAUUGAGUUGCUAUAAUAUUUUACGUUAAUAAAGAAAUUCACAACCGUUUUCGACAAUAGGCCUAGGUCUUAUUACAGUACUUGCAUUACUUUUCUUUUGCAUAAUAUUUUUCUUUUAUAUAAGCCUGUUAUAAAUUAAUAUUAUGUUAUGUAAGGGUGAAUGAAGACUAUCCAUCAAUUAUUAUUAUUAUUAUUAUUAUUAUUAUUAUUAUUAUUAUUAUUAUUAUUAUUAUUAUUAUUAUUAUUAUUGUAUUCUAUACAACACCUGCAGUAUGAAUAACAUGUUUUGUUCUGUCGAUUGUAUUAUCAUUCCAUUGAAAAUAAGAGAGAAUCUAAAUAGGUGUUACAUAAUAAUAUAUAAUAAUAUUGAUAAUAUUAUUAAUAAUUAUAUAUAAAUACAUACAGGCUAUGAAUUUAUUAAUUUAAAUAUUAUCGCAUUAUAUAUUAUCAUAUAGGUAUUAUUAUUAAUAAUAUCUCCACGAUUUGAUAAAGAAUCUUAUUAAAUUUUGAAAAUCGAAGGUGAGAUCGAUGCAUAGAGCUAUUAUUAUUAUUAUUAUCUCUAUGGGUCGAUGUGAUUUAUAAGUGUAGCUAUGGUAACUACCCUACCACAUUGAGACGUGCGCUCUGACUAAUUGAGCAUAUAACGCGCGUUUCACCUACGCAAAGCCACACACGACAAACUAUAACCUUUGAAACAAAAUAUAGCUCAUUUACAAUUGUAUUACAAAAAGGAUUAUUUAAAAGUUACAAAUACAAUUUAAAAAAAACAAAAAAAAACAAAAAAAAAAACCCAUACACAAUAAUUUACAGAUUGAAAAAAAUAAGUAUCAAAGUGUCUAUUGGUGUCUCGGCGAAGUGAUGAUUAAUUACGCACAACGUGCGCGCACGCUGACGAACACGUUCUAUUAUACGCAUUUAUAGAUUUGAAAAAAGUGAAAUAGCACUCGCCUUUUUUUUUAUCUAAUAUAAUGAAAAUAUGGCGUGUUUAUCAAUCCAUUUUAGCGUAGAUCGUCGUCAAAAGCUAGCAACAAUUCUCCAAUUUUUUUCUUGGUCGUGUGUGAUAUGUGGCAUUGUUUUAGUCUCUCUUGGUACAUUUAUUAGUCUGCAUGUCCAAGCAAAGGUAAACCUAAUUGAGGGGUAUGAUGGCUCUAUCCUUCCGAAGAUGCUUAUCAUUGUCGGCACUCUAGUUGUCAUAAUUGACCUGAUAGGCGGUAAAAUAUGCCAAGACAUCUCAGACCAUCGACGAUUGCAUAGGUUCGAGAUGUGCUUAUUCCCAUUGGUGAUAAUUUUGUUUCUUCUUGAUAUUUGCGUGUUAACUGCUGCGUGUAUGUGUUUCGCACAUCGAGUGCAACUCUCACAUUCGAUACAUAAUGGUUUAGUGAAUGCUAUGUAUAGAUACAAGGAUAACAUGACAUACAAAGUCGAAAUCGAUGAGCUUCAACAGAAAUUUGAAUGUUGUGGGAAUAAUGGCUUCGAAGAUUGGUUCAACUUGCAAUGGAUUCACAAUAUGUAUCUCAACACAGAGGACAAAGAGAUAAAAAGUAAGAUGAAAACGGGUGAGUUUCUGAUCGACGACGUGCCAUUUAGCUGCUGUCGAACGAAUGCUUCGCGUGCGUGUAUACAUCAUCACGUGACAGACAGCGAUCUUCACUUCAAUUACCGUUUCCCAGCCGAUUUGACGAUAUAUCAAGUGGGAUGCCGAGAUCAACUGAUUGAAUACUUCAGCAAGAAGCUAAAAAAUAUUGGAACAGUGGCAAUUUAUGUGUUUGGACUGCAGUUUAUUAUAGUUAUUUGCAUGAGGUAUCUUCAAACUUCGAUUGCAAAUGCUAGAAAGAACGGAGACCCGAAGUCGGAUGCGCCCGGCUGGCUGUUUGACAAAGAUGCCGGUAAAAAUGAGGGCGGGAUAGAAGCAGUCGAAGCCCAACAUCAACCACAAGAGGAAGAGUACAGCGACGAUUUUGAUAGUGACCAUUUCUCAUCCGACGAUGAAAAACAACCAUUAUAUGAAAAUCAACAGAUAUAUCAAAAUGACCCGAUAUGUGAAAAUGACCCAAUAUAUGAGAAUAUGCAAUUUCUCGACGAACUGGGGGGACUGGGCGGAGGCGGAAAUGAAAAGCCCGGAGAAAAAGAAAAGAAACGCAAGUCAGAAAAAGAUGGAGCAGAUAAGAAAAAUAAGUCUCAAAAGACGAAGAAAAAUCAAUCUCCAACAUCGAAGAAAAACAAGUCUCCAACAUCGAAGAAAAAUAAAUCUCCAACUUCGAAGAAAAGUAAAUCUCCAACAUCAAAGAAAAACAAAUCCCCAAUGUCGAAAGGGACAUCUAAGGUGGGAACAAAGGGGAAAAUGGGAAAGAAAACGAAUAAGAUGGGAGGAGGAAAAAUGAAAAUGUCAGGAAAGGGUAAAAUGGGAAAACGUCCAAGAAACAGAAAUAGAAACAAUUGCGAUUUCAGCUUCUCGUCUAGUAAUUAUACAUCUAGUAGCGAUGAAGUUGAAAUAUUUCGUGUUCAGGAAACAUUUUGAGUUCAAAAAUUACGUUUGAUGCACUAAGUCCAUUGAUAAAUGUGUAAGUUAAGCCUCGUUGCUAAAGAAUGUGCAGGUAUAAAAUGUCUCCUGAAAUAACUUCGAGGAUCCUUUUAUGCUCUGUUGAAACAAACUCUCAGUCGAUGUGAUAGGCUGGAAUUAGACCUACAUAAAUCUUCGCUUAGACAGGCACGGCUUUCAUAUGUGAAGAAAAUGUACGAACAAUGACGUGCACUCGUAUGAAAACGGCUUUUUCAUACAUGAAAUUAAAGUACAAAUUGUCUUAAACAUCCAUACAAGUUUUUUUAAUGUUAGCCAACGAAAAUAUAAGAAUGACUUUCCAAAUUAGAAUCACUUAACGCAGAGUGGAAAUCGCCCGUUCAAACACCAGAAUGAAUAUUAUUGAAACACUGAUGAAAAAAAUAGAAAAAGAAUCAAUGAAUCGCCGAUGAAAUUACUGUUUUGCCUUGUAUAACGAAUGACAUGUAUUGAAGCAAGUGUUGGCCUGCAUGUGAUUUGUCCGCAAUUUUCAAUGGAAAUCAAAAAUGAUACUUAUACAUCACAUAUUUGCGUGUUUUGGUUUUGGAAUAGCGUGAAAUGCGUCAAGCGCAAAGGAAUCAAAAGCAUCACGUGAACGGGAAUCCACAUCAAACGUUUCGUGCUACAGGGGUUAAUUUUACUUAUUUACUCUAUACGUAGCUGUCUAUAUAGUAAUAAUCAACCAAUCACGGACUGUACUUUGGUAAAACGAAAAUGUAGAGUGCUGAGGCAUAUCAAAUAAACAUGACUCUGGCUACUUGUUAUACGUGAUGAUGAGCACGAUGGAUACAUAAUGUAUAUGCCCACAAAUCUGUUAGUGCUGAUGCGAGAAAUUGACGUUAAACAUAGUGGAACUUUGGGUGUUGACAUCAUUUAAUAUACUGUAGGCUACCUUCAUCUUCAAGUGUAAACAAUUCAAUAUUAUAGAAUUGAAUUGCCCGUUUUUGCUCUAAUGUAGUACUGGAGCGAGUUGGUUAGUGUAAUAAUACAUUACACUAAAACUGAAAGAAUGUCAGUAAAACUACCAACAUGUAACUGAUAAGCCAAUUCGUAGUUCUACCUGCGCAUGCACGUAUCAAAGGUCAAUCAACAUAAACCACUGUUGCGUGUUCAUGUUGAUUGACAUAGAUACAGGGAUGUGAAGGUAGAACUACGAACUGGCUUAUUAAUGCAAAUAUUAAAGGAGAGAUGUAAUUUAUAGGUUUGAUAUACCAUGGAUAUACCUGCUCAGUAUAAUUUUCAAUUUAAUAUUUUUUUAAACUUCUUUUUUGUAGUUCAAUACAAACAGAAUAUACUAUUUUAAUCUGCUGUAUUAUAUUUACCAACUGAGCAUUAAUAUUAAUAAAUGCUUGUUAAGCUACAUGGAGAUUGUGUUCAAUAAAUUAAAUGUAUGGUUGGAUAUAUUGAAUAUGAGCAACAAAAGCAACCGGCAAAUUAAGUGACAGUAAAUAAGUGGCGAAUCCAUGGGUUGGGUGGGUGGAAGGGACGCUCACCCUUUCCCCACCCCAGAAGCAGCCAAGAAACCGCUAACCAAAUUGUUUACAUAAGACAUUAAAAGACAAAAACACCGGAGCUUACAGGGGACCAUAUCAUACGGAAGGGGACACCAUUCCUAAACCAUACCACUCAGAACAUACUAGUUUAUUUGUGCUUCACCCCUUGGAUCUGUUCUUCAGCAUA
Molecule: messenger RNA, 4285 nt
Organism: Anneissia japonica
Lineage: Eukaryota; Metazoa; Echinodermata; Crinoidea; Comatulida; Comatulidae
Product: photoreceptor outer segment membrane glycoprotein 2-like
Exons: 5
Coding region: 1025-2566 (513 amino acids)
Biological process (GO): visual perception
Cellular component (GO): membrane
Source: RefSeq, a predicted model, not a curated record